Somion occarium is the source of this 1222-nucleotide messenger RNA. NCBI's taxonomy places the organism in Eukaryota, Fungi, Basidiomycota, Agaricomycetes, Polyporales, Cerrenaceae. The record is from the annotation of a GenBank genome assembly.
GCCGAAACUUCGUCAUGCCACUCAGGCGCUCAUGUAUACUAAUCUUGACUUGUAAACACCACCACGGGUAGGACCCGGACCAGAUACCUGCUUAUAAUAUCCACUGGCGCGAAAGGAAAAUCUGACAGACUAUACAGAAGUCUGGCAUGCUCGCAAGAUAUACCAGACCCGUGGCACGAUGGGCAUUUCGUGCUGUAGCUACGCAUGCUAGGUCAUCUGUAAUUAGACCAGUGCAACACGGUUUCCUUCCGUCCGUUCACCGGUCAUCAAAGCGGUCGUUCGCAACGCCUGCACCUCAAGUGAAGGCUAGCGAUUUGUCAAGUGACAAAUAUCAUCUCUAUUCAGAUGCUACCAUGGAGAGGUUGCUUGAUUCCAUUGAGACUAUUUUGGACGACCUCAGUAGCUCGGACUAUGAGGUGGAAUAUAGCAGCGGAGUGCUCACAUUGAAACUCGGAGACAAGGGAACAUACGUCAUUAACAAGCAACCUCCGAACAAGCAAAUAUGGCUCUCUUCGCCGCUCAGGUUCGUGUACUACGGUCUGCCCUCGUUUCCCGCCCCGCUGACGGUUUGUUGUUAUUUUAUAAGCGGUCCUAAACGAUACGACUACAUUCAGGACAGUGAUGACUGGAUAUACGUCCGGGAAUCCUCGUCAUUAGGAGAGCUGUUAAACGCGGAACUCAGUCAGUUACUUGAACAAGACGUCGACCUUCGGAUCAGGAAGGUGUCCAAAGUUGCAUCAUGAUCAAGGCCGAGCAGAUGGUUUCGUGACAGCCACCACCAUUAGUCUCACGUAGAGUCGAUUUCAAUAAGCCAGAUUACUGCGUGAAGUCAUCAAACAGUGGAAGGAGUUCAUGCAACAAACUGUGGGAAGAAUUGUGACGGAGGACACGAUAGACGUGCAACACGCCUGGCUGCCGCAAUCCUGAUAGUGAAUUGGUUAGAUGCCCCAAAAGUUCCAGGUGUAUAUCUUUCGAUCUCGUAGAUUAUGCAAUGACAAAUAGGUCCGAGUGCUGCGAUAUGAUAUAAUACAAUGCAAAUGAGAGAAUGUGUCGUGGUGAAAUGUGAAAUCAAUGAAUGCACGAUGGUGGAUGGAAAGCGAUAGGAAGAUAGAAGAUAAGGAAGCAAUGGAUAGAGGGGAAGAGAAGUAACAAUGAAUGAUGAGGUCGCAACGAUGAUGGUCAUAGCUGAGGGUACUAUGAUUGGUCGCGGGGCUGCAGCCCU